AUGGCAAAUAUAUUUCGCACUCGCGAUCCUAUACUGCCAGGUCCUGGUGCACACAUACCCACUACGUUUACUCAGGUUCCUAUGCAGAACCUCGCUCCAGCGGCAAGUACCCUUAGUAACGCAUCGGUAACCGAUAAGGAAAAGUUCGUGAAAGCCUGGAAGUAUGAGGGCUACAAAGAGUUUGGAAAGUGGAUGGCUUCAGACGACGACUUUUUUGUGUUUCGGCGCUUUGAGAGUCUAAAUGCGACAACAAUAGCGUACUUGCAGUACCGGAUCUCGGAGCUCGAACGAACAUUGGAAGAGAUUCAUGAGGCGAAUGAGCAGGACGAAAAGGGGAAAAACUCCAGCUUCAAAUGGGAUGAGAAAUAUCAACAGGACCGCUUCCAAAUCAUGAACGAACUCUCGUGUCUACUCCUACAUUACAAUCAAUUUAUCGACGCAUUCUCCAAGAUACGUAAACGCCCACGAGCAGAAUCCCGUCAAGUGGACUAUGCCGAAAACUGGCUGAAGCGUGGUGCCAUCACCGCGUCAGAAACACGUUUCGUCAAACACAAGAGCGAUUUGAUAUCGAUCAAUGAAAGAGUUCGUCCACCACUAGGCCGCUGGCUAGAGGCGUGUCGUUCCCUACACACAUGGCGAAUCUUCAAGGCGAAGUUUGUAGAGGACCUGCAUGUCCAAUCGGACGCUACAUCCUACUCUAGCGACCAUGCCUUCGAGAGCUUCACCACACUCAGCAUAAUAGCCUUAGGACUUUCUAUGCUACUUGCGCCUUUAUGGUGGAUGCAGAAUGUUCCUAACAACAACGAUCGGCUGGGGAUUAUUACGGGGUUCGUGAUCCUCUUCACUUUACUAGGGACAGGCGCGACCAUCAAUAGGCCUUUCGAGGUGGUGGCAGCGACUGCGGCGUACGCGGCGGUGCUUAUGGUGUUUAUGCAGAUUGGGGGUAAAUAG
Messenger RNA from Alternaria arbusti, 951 nucleotides. RefSeq lists its product as uncharacterized. The transcript is spliced from 2 exons. The record is from RefSeq and is a predicted model, not a curated record. Lineage: Eukaryota; Fungi; Ascomycota; Dothideomycetes; Pleosporales; Pleosporaceae. Bases 1 to 951 code for a protein of 316 amino acids.